AUGGGCGGCAUAGGUAAAACAACCCUUGCUGAAGUUGUAUUUAAUAAAAUCUCUUCUGAAUUCGAAGCUCGUUGUUUUGUUGCGAAUGUAAGGGAAGAAUCAGAGAAGGGAUCAUUGGUUAGCUUAAGAAAUAAACUUCUUGCUGAAUUAUUAAAGGAGGAACAUCUAAAUCUGGGAACCCCAUCUUUAGGACCAACUUUUGUCAAAGAAAGGCUCCGUCGUACAAAGGUGCUCGUUGUUGUCGAUGAUGUAUAUCAUGUAGAACAAUUAAAAUCUUUGAUUGGUGACCGUGACCAAUAUAGCGGCGAAAGCAGAAUUAUUAUAACAACUAGAGAUGCCAUGUUGCUUAGAAAGAUUUCAGCAGAUGGAGUGUACGAGGUUAAAGAAUUGAAUUGCGAUGAGGCUCUACAACUUUUUAACUUCAAAGCUUUUAAAGAAAACUCUCGCAUUACAGAACACCUAGAGCUAUCCAAAAAAGUGGUGAAGUAUGCAGGAGGUAACCCGUUGGCAAUUACGGUUUUGGGUUCUUACUUUGGUUCUCUUCGUUCCAAAAAAGAAGAAAGCUGGGAGAUGGCAUUCAGUAAAUUAAAAGUUGUUCCUCAUAAUGAUAUUCUAAACGUGUUGAGAAUAAGUUAUGAUGAGCUAGAUGAAACCGAAAAGAAUAUAUUUCUUGAUAUCGCGUGUUUCUUCAACCGGAUGAGUAGAGAUCAUGUAGAAAACAUAUUAAAUGCUUGUGGUUUCUUUGCAAAUAAUGGAAUAGAUGAUCUAAUUGACAAGUCUCUUAUAACUAUCAAAUAUAAAGAGCUUUGGAUGCAUGAUCUAUUACAAGAGAUGGGCCAAAAAAUUGUUUGUCAAGAAUCUGCAGACCUUGGAAAGCGAAGUAGGCUAUGGAUUGCUGAAGAUGCUUAUCAAGUCCUUGAGAAUAAUGAA
Messenger RNA from Morus notabilis, 930 nucleotides. Its product is annotated as disease resistance-like protein DSC1. The record is from RefSeq and is a predicted model, not a curated record. Gene Ontology annotation, biological process: defense response. The annotation marks the transcript as partial. Lineage: Eukaryota; Viridiplantae; Streptophyta; Magnoliopsida; Rosales; Moraceae. The transcript has a single exon. Gene Ontology annotation, molecular function: ADP binding.